Molecule: messenger RNA, 826 nt
Organism: Abrus precatorius (Indian licorice)
Lineage: Eukaryota; Viridiplantae; Streptophyta; Magnoliopsida; Fabales; Fabaceae
Product: putative gamma-glutamylcyclotransferase At3g02910
Exons: 1
Coding region: 91-654 (187 amino acids)
Molecular function (GO): gamma-glutamylaminecyclotransferase activity
Source: RefSeq, a predicted model, not a curated record
CCAUUGAACCCAAGAGCUUCCUUCAUACCACACUCUCUCUCUUUUUUUGUGUGAUUCCAAUUCCAUGCCCAACGCCCCAAUCCAGAAACAAUGGUAGCCGAAAGAAACGUUGGGAAUCAUGGAGAAGGAACCCUAAUAUUCACCUAUGGAACCUUAAAAAGAGGCUUCUCCAACCACCCCCUUCUGCAAGACCUCAUCCGCUCCGGCGACGCCUCCUUCGUCGGAAACUACCGCACCGCCCAUAAUUACCCUCUUGUUUGUGGGCCCUACCGUGUUCCCUUCCUCCUCAACCUUCCCGGGUCGGGUAACCGGGUUCACGGCGAGCUCUACUCUGUCUCCUCCCGCGGUCUCGCACGCAUGGAUGAGCUUGAGGGCACCACACGCGCCCAUUACGAGCGUCUCCCGAUCAAGCUUGUCCCCGCCGGCGACGGCGAGGGGGAAGAGGGGGGCGAUGGAGAGGAGGCGGCGGCGGGGCUAACGUGCGCGGAGGCGUAUUAUGCGCAUAGGAAUUACGCGAUGGAGCUGUGGAAGAAGAACGGAAAGCGAGGGUUUAGAUGUUAUUCGGAGAAAGAAGCGUUAGGUUAUGUGAAGCGCAAAGAUAGGCCUCAACAUUUGACCUUCCUCGAUCACAUUCGCUUGUUCCUUUCCAAUUGAGACUCAUUCAUUUCGAUCAAAUCUAUCUCUCUUUCUCUUCCCACACACACCCACACAAAAUUUAAAAUAAAAAAUAAAAAUAGGAAGGGUUUUCUUUUAGUUUUGUGGUAUGUGUGGUUACUAUUUUGCAUAUUUAUAUUAGAUUCUGUGUUCUAUUAUGAUGCAAAUUGCC